CAAAACUUCGAUGUGAAGGCGAAGCAUUCCUCUGAGGAAGCUCUUGAGAAAUGGCGUAAUCUCUGCGGCGUCGUCAAGAACCCUAAACGCCGGUUUCGCUUCACCGCGAAUCUCUCCAAACGCUAUGAAGCGGCUGCGAUGCGCCGCACGAACCAGGAGAAGUUAAGGAUCGCAGUUCUUGUCUCAAAAGCUGCCUUUCAGUUCAUCUCUGGUGUGGCUCCAAGUGAGUACACAGUCCCCGAAGAAGUCAAAGCGGCAGGCUUCGACAUCUGCGCGGACGAGCUAGGCUCAAUAGUCGAAAGCCACGACGUCAAGAAACUCAAGUUCCACGGCGGAGUCGACGGUCUCGCAUGCAAACUCAAAGCAUCUCCCACCGAAGGACUCUCAACAACAGACGCUUCCCACUUAUCCCAACGCCAAGACCUCUUCGGGAUCAACAAGUUCGCAGAGAGCGAGCUCAAAAGCUUCUGGCUGUUCGUAUGGGAAGCUCUCCAAGACAUGACGCUAAUGAUCCUCGGCGUCUGCGCGUUCGUGUCCUUGAUCGUUGGGAUAGCUACAGAAGGAUGGCCUAAAGGCUCCCACGAUGGUCUAGGCAUCGUGGCGAGUAUCCUCUUUGUUGUGUUUGUGACUGCUACUAGUGAUUACCGUCAGAGUUUGCAGUUCAGGGAUUUGGAUAAGGAGAAGAAGAAGAUCACCGUUCAGGUGACUAGGAAUGGGUUUAGACAGAAGAUGUCCAUCUACGAGUUGCUUCCUGGGGACGUUGUUCAUCUGGGGAUUGGUGAUCAGGUUCCAGCUGAUGGUUUGUUCCUGUCUGGAUUCUCUGUGGUGAUAGAUGAGUCUAGCUUGACCGGUGAGAGCGAGCCUGUGAUGGUUAAUGCGGAGAAUCCAUUCCUUUUGUCUGGGACAAAAGUGCAAGACGGGUCUUGUAAGAUGAUGGUGACCACCGUUGGGAUGAGGACUCAGUGGGGGAAGCUGAUGGCGACUUUGACCGAAGGCGGCGACGACGAAACUCCCUUGCAGGUGAA
Molecule: messenger RNA, 1025 nt
Organism: Brassica oleracea var. oleracea
Lineage: Eukaryota; Viridiplantae; Streptophyta; Magnoliopsida; Brassicales; Brassicaceae
Product: calcium-transporting ATPase 2, plasma membrane-type-like
Exons: 3
Cellular component (GO): intracellular membrane-bounded organelle
Molecular function (GO): calmodulin binding; P-type calcium transporter activity
Source: RefSeq, a predicted model, not a curated record